Messenger RNA from Mus caroli (Ryukyu mouse), 1023 nucleotides. Lineage: Eukaryota; Metazoa; Chordata; Mammalia; Rodentia; Muridae. The record is from RefSeq and is a predicted model, not a curated record.
AUGGCUAUGCGUCCCGGGCCACUCUGGCUAUUGGGCCUUGCUCUGUGCGCGCUGGGAGGCGGCCACGGUCCGCGUCCCCCGCACACCUGUCCGCAGCGUCGCCUGGGAGCGCGCGAGCGCCGCGACAUGCAGCGUGAAAUCCUGGCGGUGCUCGGGCUACCCGGACGACCCCGACCCCGUGCACCACCCGCCGCUGCCCGGCAGCCAGCGUCCGCGCCCCUCUUCAUGUUGGACCUAUACCACGCCAUGACCGAUGACGAUGACGGCGGACCACCACAGGCUCACUUGGGCCGUGCCGACCUGGUCAUGAGCUUCGUCAACAUGGUUCAUGUCCACAGGGAGUCUGACUUGUUCUUUUUGGAUCUUCAGACGCUUCGAUCUGGGGACGAGGGCUGGCUGGUGCUGGACAUCACAGCAGCCAGUGACCGAUGGCUGCUGAACCAUCACAAGGACCUGGGACUCCGCCUCUAUGUGGAAACCACAGAUGGGCACAGCAUGGAUCCUGGCCUGGCUGGUCUGCUUGGACGACAAGCACCACGCUCCAGACAGCCUUUCAUGGUAACCUUCUUCAGGGCCAGCCAGAGUCCUGUGCGGGCCCCUCGGGCAGCGAGACCACUGAAGAGGAGGCAGCCAAAGAAAACGAACGAGCUUCCGCACCCCAACAAACUCCCAGGGAUCUUUGAUGAUGGCCACAGUUCCCGCGGCAGAGAGGUUUGCCGCAGGCAUGAGCUCUACGUCAGCUUCCGAGACCUUGGCUGGCUGGACUGGGUCAUCGCUCCCCAGGGCUACUCCGCCUAUUACUGUGAAGGGGAAUGUGCUUUCCCACUGGACUCCUGUAUGAAUGCCACCAACCAUGCCAUCUUGCAAUCUCUGGUGCACCUGAUGAAGCCAGAUGUUGUCCCCAAGGCAUGCUGUGCACCCACCAAACUGAGUGCCACCUCUGUGCUGUACUACGACAGCAGCAACAACGUCAUCUUGCGGAAACACCGCAACAUGGUGGUCAAGGCCUGUGGCUGCCACUGA